This is a messenger RNA of Cyclospora cayetanensis, 1626 nucleotides long. RefSeq names its product DNA topoisomerase 3-alpha. Gene Ontology annotation, molecular function: DNA topoisomerase type I (single strand cut, ATP-independent) activity; DNA binding. The transcript has 17 exons. Gene Ontology annotation, cellular component: nucleus. Gene Ontology annotation, biological process: DNA topological change. Lineage: Eukaryota; Apicomplexa; Conoidasida; Eucoccidiorida; Eimeriidae. The record is from RefSeq and is a predicted model, not a curated record. The coding region runs from base 1 to 1626 and encodes 541 amino acids.
AUGACCCUCGACUUCUCUUCGCCGUUCUCGUCGUGGAAUGCUGUCCCGCCUGAAGCCCUCUUCUCGGCGCCUGUGUCUAAACGCGUCAGCGACUCUGCGAAGGACAUUGUAGGCAAUUUGAAGACGUAUGCAAAAAAGUGCCAGUGGCUUGUGUUAUGGCUGGACUGUGAUCGCGAGGGAGAAAACAUAGCCUUUGAGGCAGCGGACGCACGCUCCGAAAUCGACUUACGCAUUGGUACGCCACUUAAGGCCUGCAGCAGUAAACUUUCUCUCCAAAGAGGCCUCAUUAGGGCAUGCUAUGUAUCACCCCGCAGAUUCCUUGAGGUUGAGCAGUUCGUCUCCGAAAAGUUUUGGGCCAUUAAAACCGUAGUCGAAAGAGAAGACGAUGAAAACCCCGGACGCCGGCUUGUCGUUGAUUUCCAGUGGGACCGACAACGACUUUUUGACCGCUACCCCAGAACAGAGACCGAACGCUUCACGCGGUCUCAAGACUUGUUGGGGCUCAUUGAAAACCAGCGGGACAGUCCCCUGUGGGGCCCCUUCGCAGUCGAACUGCUUGAAGGUGGUUUUGAAUGGCCCCGCGAUGGCCCUCACGAUGAUAUGCUUAGUUGUGCGUGCUGCUGCAUUACACUGCGCAGUUCUGACGCCAUUGGCUUUGAGACCAAAGUUCAGAUGGACAUUGCAGGCGAAGCCUUCUCCACCACGGGCCUCAUCGUUUUGCAGAAAAACUAUCUUAGUGUUUACCCCUAUGACUCCUGGGUAUCGCGUAGGCUACCAAGGUUCCUACUGCACGAACGAUUUCUGCCGAAGGACGUGACCCUCCACGAGGGGAGUACGCAACCUCCCUCCCUCUUGUCGGAGGCUGACCUCAUCGACAAGAUGGACAAGGAACGCAACUAUGCCAUCAAAACGGAGCUGCAGCAGUUCAAGCCCACAGAUCUUGGCGUCGCAUUAGUAAUGGGAUACAAGGUCGUUGGUCGUCUCUGCAAGGCGGACCUCUCUAAACCGGACCUGCGAGCCAGUAUGGAACGUGACAUGACAAAGAUCGCCAGAGGUCUUGAGCGGAAGGACGAAGUUGUGCAGAGGCAUGUGGGGACGGUUGCGGAAGUUUUCCAUUUGCUGCGCCUGCAUAUAGCGUUACUUGAUGAGCAGAUUCAGAAAAUACUUCCGCCCCUGGCUGCUUCGGAUGCCGAUGCUCGUGUCAUUGAAAGUGACUUUUGCACCUGCGCAAAGUGUGGUGCAUCGAUGAACCUAAUGGCAUGCACUAACCAAGCUACGUGCGAACUCGUUUUAAGAAUGCCUAGGCGGGGCACUCUGACUCUCACUCAGCACACGUGCCCUUAUUGUUGUUUCAAGGUAGGCUCCGUAGGAGCAACAGCCAGUUGGUUUCAUUUGCUUUUGCGAGAUCUCUUUGCCGAUCGCACACUAAUUGCUAUUCACGGAAGUCUCGUUGAAGGCUUAAAGGAGUGCUUUCUCACGAAGUUAGAAUACCCCGACCAGGGUCCUCUGCCAUUACGCCUGCACGUAUGCUUCCCUUCAAUAGGUCAUCAAUAUAAAGAACGUGCAGACCGGAAGAUGGCACUACGUGUGUCCAUACUGCUUUUCAAGGCCUCCAGUGAGCUCUGA